UCACUGGUUGCAAUUUGCAAUUCAAUUUCGAAGUUCUGUUUCAGUUGAGAAUGGCAAAAUCGUAAUUGGGCCAAGUUUCAACUCCAUUUUGCCAAGCCAGUGUUAUAAAUCCGGACAACGGUCUUCUGCCCUUUCCUCCACAAAAACCCCACUCUGACAGUCGCAGCAACAAGCGACUGUGGUUGUUGUCCUUUCUUCCUUUUUUUUACAGUUUCUCACAUCUUGAAUCUAAAAAAUUACUUCCCAAAUCCAGGAAGAAGAAGAAGAAGCAGCAGUAAUCCAUCCCCUCUCUCAACAAUGGCCUCCGCGGCCCGCAUUUCCCUCUUCACACUCCUCUUCCUCUACACUCUCACCACCACCGCCAUAGCCAACAAGCAGACCUACAUCGUCCACAUCAAACCCAACUCCAAGCCCCAAUCCUUCGCCACACACCAAGACUGGUACUCCUCCUCCCUCGCCGCCGACGACUCCCUCCUCUACACCUACGACGCCGCAUUCCACGGAUUCGCCGCCUCCCUCGACCCCGACCAGGCCGACGCGCUCCGGAACUCCGAUUACGUCGUCGAUGUCUACGAGGAGACCGUCUACACCCUCCACACCACCCGCACCCCUCAGUUCCUCGGCCUCAACAACGACUUCGGCCUGUUCGACGGCAACCACCGGCCUCUCGACGUCGACCAGGCCUCCUUCGACGUCGUCGUCGGCGUCCUCGACACCGGCGUCUGGCCGGAGUCCAGGAGCUACGACGACUCCGGGAUGCCCGAGAUCCCUGCCCGAUGGAAAGGGGAGUGCGAGUCCGGACCCGAUUUCAGCCCCAAGCUCUGCAACAAGAAGCUAAUCGGCGCCCGUUACUUCUCCAAAGGCUACCACAUGGCCGCCGGGGGAAGCUUCGGGAAGCAGCCUACUAAAAAAGAGGAAGAAUCGCCCCGCGACAGUGACGGCCACGGCACCCACACCUCCAGCACCGCCGCGGGAUCUAUGGUGGGCAACGCUAGUCUCCUCGGGUACGCUAGCGGAACCGCGCGUGGGAUGGCCACGCACGCGCGCGUCGCGGCCUACAAGGUGUGCUGGAGCACCGGCUGCUUCGGAUCGGACAUCCUCGCCGGGAUGGAUCGCGCGAUUCACGACGGCGUCGACGUGCUGUCGCUCUCCCUCGGCGGCGGAUCGGGGCCGUACUACCGCGACACCAUUGCGAUUGGGGCGUUCAGCGCGAUGGAGAGGGGCAUUUUGGUCUCUUGCUCUGCCGGUAACAGCGGGCCCACAAGGGCCAGCCUGGCGAACGUGGCGCCGUGGAUCUUGACGGUCGGGGCCGGUACUCUCGACCGGGACUUCCCGGCUUUUGCCGCUCUGGGCAACGGGAAGCGGUUCACCGGGGUGUCGCUCUACAGCGGGGCCGGGAUGGGUAAGAAACCGGUCGGGUUGGUUUACAGCAAAGGAACCAACAGUUCGAGCAACCUGUGCCUGCCCGGUUCGCUCCAACCGGAAUUGGUCAAGGGCAAAGUGGUCCUUUGCGACAGGGGAAUCAACCCGCGCGUGGAGAAAGGCGCGGUCGUGCGCGAGGCCGGCGGGAUCGGUAUGAUCAUGGCGAACACCGCGGCCAGCGGCGAGGAAUUGGUCGCCGACAGCCACCUGCUGCCGGCGGUGGCCGUGGGGAGGAAAUUGGGCGACGUGAUCAGGCUGUACGCCAAGUCCGAUCCGAACCCGACCGCGGCGUUGAGCUUCGGCGGGACGCAGCUGAACGUGAGGCCGUCGCCGGUCGUGGCGGCGUUCAGCUCCCGGGGCCCGAACAUGGUAACGGCGCAGAUCUUGAAGCCGGAUCUGAUCGGGCCGGGAGUCAACAUCUUAGCGGCAUGGUCGGAGGCGAUUGGGCCCACUGGGCUCGAGAAGGACUCUAGAAAGACGCAAUUCAACAUCAUGUCAGGUACAUCAAUGUCCUGCCCGCAUCUCAGUGGCGUGGCUGCGCUGCUGAAAGCUGCCCACCCGACCUGGAGCCCGAGCGCGAUCAAGUCGGCACUCAUGACAACCUCCUACGUUGUUGACAACACCAACGCCCCUCUCAAGGACGCCGCCGACGGUUCCCUCUCGACUCCCUGGGCUCACGGGUCCGGCCAUGUCGAUCCACACAAGGCCCUAUCUCCGGGCCUCGUGUACGACAUCUCCACGGACGAGUACAUCGCGUUCCUGUGCUCCCUCGGCUACACCCUCGACCGCGUCCAGGCGGUCGUGAAGCGCCCCAACGUCACCUGUGCAACCAAGUUCAAGGACCCCGGGAGCCUCAACUACCCGUCUUUCUCCGUCGUGUUCGCCCGCACCAGGGUCAUCAGGUACACUCGUGUGCUCACCAAUGUGGGUGCCGCGGGGUCUGCGUACGAGGUCGAGGUCACCACGCCUCGGUCCGUGACCGCGACGGUGAAGCCGACCAAGCUCGUUUUCAAGAAGGUUGGGGACAAGUUGAGGUACACGGUGACUUUUGUGUCGAAGAGCAGGGGAGGGAACGCUAUGUCGGACUUCGGUUCGAUAGUGUGGAGGAAUGAGCUGCAUCAAGUGAGGAGCCCAGUUGCGUUUUCGUGGUCCGAGUUAUAAGGCCUGUCAGAACUGUCCGUCCGGCCCAUAGUUGAGCUUUUGCUUUUUACAUUGUGUUAUGGUCCAAUGAGGGAUUUGUUUGUUGGGCCGGUGCGCUCGAAGAAAAAGAGGCUGGACUGGGCUGGGCUUUCGUUAGAUGUUCGGGGUUAGUGGGGGAAGUUUAAUGUUGUCCGUGUGUUUGCUUGUGCAAUAGAAUGUGCCAUCUAAGUGGUAAAGAUGGCUCUUCUUGCCUCUCAACUAAAUAUGAUAGAAAAUAUCGAUCGAGUUCUUGGCAAUCAGAGGAUUUUAAUAGAAUUUCUCCCCCCCAAAAAAAAAAAGUAAUAAUAACAACCUAAGUUGAGAUUGUUUCUCAAUACAA
This is a messenger RNA of Linum tenue, 2941 nucleotides long. Lineage: Eukaryota; Viridiplantae; Streptophyta; Magnoliopsida; Malpighiales; Linaceae. The record is from the annotation of a GenBank genome assembly.